GGGGUUUUAGAUUCUGACAUGCCUCCCUAUCUUUUUCUUUUCAUCAAAUAUAAAACAACUAGAAUUCUAAAUAUAAACCAGAAGAAAGAAGAGUAAUCAAUCCUCUCUCUCCAACACCCAUGCCAAUCCCACACAAAUAUUGCUCCCUGCUCUGAUCAAUGACAUUUGGAGAUGUGUUCAUCAACAAUGGCUGCCACGCGAAACUAUCAUCAACCGACUUCGAAGACUUGUGCAGAUGGAAUCUAGAAUCUGCCACGUUGCCUAGGGCCUGAAAAAAGUGUUUGAGGAGAGAGUUUCAUGGGUUGAACUCAAAGAAUAAUGGAUAGCUUAAAAGAAGGUGAAGAAUGUUCCUUUUUUGAUGCACAUGAGCACAUUGCAACAAUGCCUGGUUUAAACUGUAAUGACAUAGAGAUACAUCACUCAGAUUCCAGUUUUCAUAAUUGGUCGGAGAGUAGCUUCCAAUAUGAUGUAUGGAUUCGUAGCCCACGGAGUGUUGAGGAACGGCGUCGGAAAUUCUUGGAUUCGAUGGGAUUGAGUCGUAAAUUCUUGGAUUCGAUGGGAUUGAGUUUAGAUGGAGUUUCUCGAGAGAAUUCAGUAGAUAGACCGUGUUUGGAAGGAGAAUUUGUUAGGGUUAUGGAAACCAGUGAAGCUGUUUUGAGAACAUUUGGCUUUGAAGAGUUCUCUUCUAGUCGGUCUUCCAUGUCUUGUUGGUCUAAUGAGAAUUUUGAAUCAUAUGAGGAGUUGGGUUCGCGAGAUGAUUUUGCGUACAGAGAAGGAAAUAAGGGUGAGGGUGCUUCAUGCAAUGUCGACGAAAAGGCGAGUGAAGGUUUUGAAAUGAAUGAAUUACAAUUGGUUACAGACAAGAAAUUGAAGAGCCCUCUCGUGGCAUCACCCUCAUUUCUGCAAUUUAGGGAGAAGCAAAAUAAAUUAGAGAGAAUAGCAAAGAGAGUUAAGAACAGGUGGUUGAGUAGAUUGCGUUCAAUGUCAUGUAUGGUGGAUACACAAGUUGAAGAUGAUAGGUUGAGACCCGAUGUAGACGAUUCGAUUUUGAAGACUAAGGUUCAGAGAGUGAAGGUCCACCAAACCAGAAAGAAAACAAAGGAACUUUCUGCACUCUAUAAGGGACAAGAUAUCCAGGCCCAUGAAGGUCCAAUUUUGACUAUGAAGUUCAGUCCUGAUGGGCAGUACCUAGCAAGUGCUGGUGAAGAUGGUGUUGUGAGAGUGUGGCAAGUGGUUGAAGAUCAGAGAUGCAAUGACCUUGACAUUCCUGAAAUAGAUCCUUCCUGCAUAUACUUCAUGGUGAAUCACCAUUCUGAAUUGAAACCCCACUUUGUAGAUAAGGAAAAAGCAGGUAAUUUAAGGAGCUUGAGAAAAACUUCUGAUUCAGCAUGUGUUAUCUUCCCUCCCAAAGUUUUCCGGAUAUUGGAGAAACCAUUACACGAGUUCCACGGGCAUGAUGGUGAUAUCCUGGAUCUCUCAUGGUCAAAGAAAAAUUUUCUGCUGUCUUCCUCUGUUGAUAAAACUGUUCGAAUGUGGCAAGUUGGUUGUGACCAUUGCCUAAGAGUGUUUUCUCAUAGUAAUUAUGUAACAUGUGUUCAGUUUAACCCUGUCGAUGAUAAUUACUUCAUUAGCGGUUCAAUAGAUGGAAAAGUGCGUAUUUGGGCAAUUUCUAGCUGUCAGGUUGUUGAUUGGAGUGAUGUAAGAGAUAUAGUAACUGCAGUGUGUUAUCGUCCAGAUGGACAGGGAGGAGUUGUUGGCUCAAUGACAGGUAGCUGCCGGUUCUACAAUGCGACAGAUAGUCAUUUGCAACUAGAUGCGCAUAUAUACUUAAAUGGGAAAAAGAGGUCACCUUGCAAAAGGAUAACUGGCUUGCAGUUUUUGCCACAAGAUUCAAGUAAAGUAAUGGUUACUUGUGCUGAUUCUCAAGUCAGAAUUCUUCAAGGACUCAAUGUGAUCUGCAAAUACAAGGGAGCAUGUAACAAUGUAAACCAGGCGUUCACAUCAUUAACUCCUGAUGGGAAGCAUAUUGUUUCAGCCUGUGAGGAUGCAAAUGUAUAUAUAUGGAAUUGUGUUGAUCAGGAUGAAUGUACUCACUCAAAUGCUAAAGAUAUAAGAUCUUUUGAGCGUUUCUUUGCUAAUGCAUCCAUUGCAAUCCCAUGGUGUGGUAUGAAAUGUGGUAAUGCUGAAAAUGGAAGGCAAUUUGAAGUACUGAAUGAGAAUUUAUCUGAUAACCUUCCAUUGUCCUCACCUUCACAUUUCUCUUUGAGCCAUGAAUACUUUUUGGAGUCCUUUCCCAAAGAAUCUGCGACUUGGCCAGAGGAAAGACUUCCUCCAUCCAGCCCUUUAACUGUGUCAUCUUCCAUGCAUAAAUCCCAAUACAAGUUUCUAAAAACUUCUUGCCAGAGUACAUUUGAAUCUCAUGCAUGGGGUCUUGUUAUAGUAACAGCAGGUAUGGAUGGAAGAAUUAGAUCAUUCCUCAAUUAUGGCUUACCAGUACCAGUGUGAAAAUACUAGUGGCUCAGUAUAGGCAUCAGAGAGAAAUGUUGCCCACAUUGGGGCUGAUAAACUUUGUUAAGCUUGGAUAGGUUUGACAAGUUAUCUCGAGAUCUGAAAGCAUCAAAUUGUCAUGGCUUGCUCACGACUACAUGCUUGAUUGGCAUGCACAGUUCAAAUUGACUGUAAAGAACCAGAGGUUUUCUGUUGGUGGUCUGCAAUUGAAUUUGUUCACACCAAGUGGCUAUUGUUCUAUGGUUGCAAUAAGAUCUUUUUUGGAAUGAGUGACUAAGGUUGGUUUAUCUGAAUAUCCAAGAUUAUUUUAUGUUUGGUUGAUUUGUUACUCGAAAUAUUUUUCUGCCUGCCCCGAAAAGGAUUACACAAGUCGGGUUAAGAGAAGACAUUUGAGAUCUUAUCAUCUAUAAUGGAGGUGAGGUGCCUGUGGUCUGUGGGUCCUUGCAAACCAUCAUCUUCCUUUUGUUCACACAAAUAGAAGUAGAAAUACAGAGUUGGUGGUUGCAGUUCAUAAAAGAUGGUGGGGAACUUGACCAUUACCGUUUGUUGGUCAGUUUGAAUGAUUGCAUUAUUUGUCUGCCAUUAUGGGUUUGGCCUCAUGGUAGGGUCACUCAAACUCGGUCAUGGAGGUAGAGCUUACUAGGAAUUAUUUUUCUUGGAAAUGAACUUCCCUGCUCAAUCUAGUGCUAUAAUGCAUGCAAUUUUUGUUGCCUUGCAGAGCACAUUUCCAGGCCAUUCUUUCCAUGGCCUAUCUGUUAGCGUUCGAGAGAUCAAUUGGCUAAUACUAUUCUUGCUCCGGUCUUAAAAAAAUCCUUACAUUUUCUGCUAACACAAUUCAUACUGUAGAUAAAUUUAGUGUUAAUUAUCGGGUUGAUUUUUCACCCAAGUAAAUUGAGUGUAUAUAUAAACAUACACGUAGUGUAGCAUUCAUUGGAAAAAGAACCAAGAAGCUUACUAGCGUUUUGUUUGUUAGAAUAUGGUGCUUUUAGUGUAGUUAUUUUGUUGUUAAUGUUUGUAAUUUUUCGAACAUAUUGGAAAAUAAAGUUUCAAUGUUCAAAUUA
Messenger RNA from Gossypium raimondii (Peruvian cotton), 3569 nucleotides. RefSeq lists its product as uncharacterized. Lineage: Eukaryota; Viridiplantae; Streptophyta; Magnoliopsida; Malvales; Malvaceae. Bases 319 to 2505 code for a protein of 728 amino acids. The transcript is spliced from 8 exons. The record is from RefSeq and is a predicted model, not a curated record. Gene Ontology annotation, molecular function: protein binding.